This is a messenger RNA of Gekko japonicus, 2991 nucleotides long. It is a transcript of the gene DRP2, whose product is annotated as dystrophin related protein 2. Bases 17 to 2737 code for a protein of 906 amino acids. The transcript is spliced from 24 exons. Gene Ontology annotation, biological process: synaptic signaling. NCBI's taxonomy places the organism in Eukaryota, Metazoa, Chordata, Lepidosauria, Squamata, Gekkonidae. Gene Ontology annotation, cellular component: plasma membrane. The record is from RefSeq and is a predicted model, not a curated record. Gene Ontology annotation, molecular function: protein binding; zinc ion binding.
AUGAGCAUCUGUUCUAAUGCAGCCAAUGGUCAUGCAGGGAUGCUCUUUCACCCUCCCGAGAUGUCAUGAGUGGCAUACUACAGGCCAACCACACCAUUGGGAGAGCAUCCGCUUGGCCUGCAGAAGGCCCCAGGUUCAAUCCCUGGCAUCUCCAGCCCCAGAUGGCUCCGUGCCGGCCUGCGUGAGCCAGCAGCCUCCAAACGGCGCCGUUGGGCCUCAGAUGCCUCUGGAGAUGAAUCUGUGCUGGAAUGAGAUUAAGAAGAAGUCGCACAGCCUUCGGGCACGUCUGGAGGCCUUCUCGGACCACAGUGGCAAGCUGCAGAUCCCCUUGCAGGAGAUCAUCGACUGGCUCAGCCAAAAGGAUGAGGAGCUCUCAGCUCAGCUUCCGCUCCGGGGGGACGUUGCCCUGGUGCAGCAGGAAAAGGAGAGACACGCGGCAUUCAUGGAGGAAGUGAAGUCUCGUGGCCCAUACAUUUACUCUGUCCUGGAAUCGGCUCAGGCCUUCCUCACUCAGCACCCGUUUGAAGAAGUGGAGGAAUCCAAUCCCAACAAUAAAGAUGCCUCCCCAAGACACCGCAUCCAGAACGUCAGCCGUUUCGUGUGGAAACAGGCCACCGUCGCCAGCGAGCUGUGGGAGAAGCUCACCGCCCGCUGUGUCGACCAGCACCGCCACAUCGAGCGGACCCUGGAGCAGCUGCUGGAGAUCAAGGGCACCAUGGAGGAGCUCAGCAUCACCCUGGACCAAGCGGAGAGCGUGCGAGAGACAUGGGAACCCAUUGGCGACCUCUUCAUUGACUCGUUGCCGGAACACAUCCAGGCCACCAAGUUGUUUAAAGAGGAGCUCUCCCCUAUGAAAGAUGGAGUGAAGCUUGUGAAUGACCUGGCACAUCAGCUUGCGAUCUCAGAUGUUCACUUGUCCAUGGAGAAUUCUCGGGCCCUGGAACAGAUCAACACACGCUGGAAACAGCUGCAGCCUCAGUCCAGGUCCCCUGGGAAAGAGCAAUUUCUCCCAAUAAAGUCCCAUACUACAUCAACGGAUCUGAACAACAUCAAGUUCUCUGCUUAUCGUACAGCCAUGAAGUUGCGUCGUGUGCAGAAAGCUCUGAGACUGGACAUGGUGACCCUGCCGACUGCCCUAGAGGUCUUCAAUGAACACGAGCUGCAGUCUGGCGACCAUGUGAUGGAUGUAGUCGAGGUGAUCCACUGCCUGACUGCCCUCUACGAGCGGCUGGAGGAGGAGCGGGGCAUCCUAGUGAACGUCCCCCUCUGUGUGGACAUGACCCUCAACUGGCUGCUCAAUGUCUUUGACAGCGGACGCAGCGGGAAGAUGCGGGCGCUCUCCUUCAAGACAGGCGUAGCGUGUCUGUGUGGCACGGAAGUGAAGGAAAAAUUCCAGUACCUUUUCAGCCAAAUGGCGAAUGCCAACGGAUUGUGUGAUCAGCGGCAUCUUGGUCUCUUGCUCCACGAAGCCAUCCAGGUUCCACGGCAGCUGGGGGAGGUGGCUGCCUUUGGAGGGAGCAACGUGGAGCCCAGCGUCCGCAGCUGUUUCCGCUUUAGUAAUGGAAAACCAGCCAUCGAGGUUGCCCAGUUCCUGGAGUGGGCUAACCUUGAGCCACAGUCAAUGGUGUGGCUGGCCGUUCUACACCGUGUGACCAUCGCCGAGCAAGUGAAACAUCAGACCAAGUGCUCCGUUUGCCGGCAAUGCCCAAUCAAAGGCUUCAGAUACCGAAGCCUAAAACAAUUCAACGUGGACAUCUGUCAGACCUGUUUCUUGACGGGACGAGCCAGUAAAGGCAACAAGCUGCAUUAUCCCAUUAUGGAGUACUACACCCCGACCACAUCUAGUGAGAACAUGAGAGACUUUGCCACCACUCUGAAAAACAAGUUCCGGACAAAGCAGUAUUUCAGCAAACACCCCCAGAGAGGCUAUCUGCCAGUCCAAUCAGUGCUGGAAGCAGACUUUAUUGAAACACCUGCUUCCUCUCCAAUGCUGCCCCAUGCCGACACCCACUCUCGGAUUGAGCACUUUGCUAGCAGGCUUGCUGAAAUGGAAAGCCAGAAUUCCUCUUUUUACAAUGACAGCCUUUCUCCAGACGACAGCUUGGAUGAAGAUCAGUACCUUCUACGCCAUUCCAGCCCCAUCACGGACAGAGAGCCCGUCUCCAGCCAGCAGGCCCAAGACAGCUCCAGCACAGACGAUAAAGGCGAACUGGAGAGAAUCCUGGCCCAUCUGGAAGAUGAAAACAGGGUUCUCCAGGGAGAGCUGAAGCGUCUGAAAUGGCAGCACGAGGAGGCGGCGGAGUCAGCAGAAGGAGCGCCGGAAUCGGCACAGGAUCCUCACAACGAAGAGCUGCUGGCAGAGGCCCGGAUCCUUCGACAGCACAAGAGCCGCCUGGAGACCCGCAUGCAGAUCUUGGAAGACCACAACAAGCAGCUGGAGUCUCAGCUGCACCGGCUGAGGGAGCUGCUUCUGCAGCCACCAGCAGAUACCAAAGGAGAUGGUUCUACUGCUUCAUCCUUGGCGUCUUCUCCCCACCCAUCGGAGGAGACUCAGGCCACGGAAAAAGACGCCAGCACGCCAAACACAGAAACAGCAGACGAGGCGGAGGUGAGUACUCAGGACGUCAGCCUGUGUCUGGAGGAUAUCAUGGAGAAGCUACGGAAUGCUUUCCCCAGCUCUGGAGGGCAAAGACCACACCCUCUGGCCUUCCUGAAGAAGUCUUUCAAGUUCUCCUAGAUGCUUUUAAAGCUCUGAAAAUGGGCAGCAAGCUGGUCCUACCUCACUAAUCUAACACCUUCUACAAGCAACAAGAGGCUUUGUUUAACUGGUUCAUUGACAACCACUCUUCUCCUCUGACCUCCGUUCUUUCCCCUGUGGUAGGCUUCACUCGGAUCCUUACGGGGGCACUUUCUGUAGAACGUCACUGGAAUCCUCACAGGCUACAGCUCUCGGGAGAGUACUCCUUGGUUACUCCAGAGGGCUUGUUUGAA